Molecule: messenger RNA, 411 nt
Organism: Plasmodium inui San Antonio 1
Lineage: Eukaryota; Apicomplexa; Aconoidasida; Haemosporida; Plasmodiidae
Exons: 1
Coding region: 1-411 (136 amino acids)
Source: RefSeq, a predicted model, not a curated record
AUGAAGGCGAGGAACAACAGGCGGUUAAUCAAAAUGACUGAAACACAGGAGGCAGCUCCAGGAAGAGAAGUAAGGAGGCUAAAUCUAAUAGAGGUUAAGGAGUUAGGCAGAAAAAAAGUCAAAGAACGAAAAGAUAAAGGAGAGGGGUUCUUUGUGUCAUGGACAAGUCACAGGAGGGAAGCCCAGAGAAGGAAAGUUAAGGGAAGACUAAACGAUAAGGAGGAGGAACAGCACACGCGAAGAGAUCUUCAGGGGGAAGUGAGAAGCGGUGACUCGUUAAAAUUGUCAAAAGGAGGAGAGAUAGACAAAAUAGAAGAGAAUCGUGAUUCCCGGAAAAUUCCCCAAAACACCCCCAGUGAGAGAAGAAUCCCAUAUCAGACGAUAAUUCAGAGAGUAUCAACAGGCGUGUAA